GAGAGAAAGAGCAAGAGACAGACAGAGAGGGAGAGAGAGAGCGCGCAACCGAGUGUGUAUACUCGUAUAUCCAGUUAUCGGUUUUCAGUGCAACGCAAGCCACUGAACACGGAAUAUUAUUUUUCAGUUUUUACUUGUUUUCAUUAUAUAUAUAUAUAUGUAUAUUAUUGUUGUUUUCUUCAUUUUCGAUGCGAUGCAAAAAGAAAAAAUAAUUAAAAAAAAAAUUAUUAAUCAAACAGAAAAACCGAAUCGAAUCGAAAACUAAACAAGAACCAAUAUUCUGUGCCGUGUGAAAAUCAAAUUGAGACACAACUACAUUCGCAUCGAAAAGAAUCUCGUUCGAAAAGUGACAGAAAUUUUUUUUUUCCAGCCAAAAACGAAAGAAACAGAGAACGACGACGACGUCAACGACAAGACAAUAUCACUUAUUGGUUCUCGUUUAACAAACAACAACAAAAAUACGGUUGCCCAAAAAAAAAAAUCACCAAUUUUCGUGUGUGACCUGUGCUGUGUGCGUUUUCAAUUUACAUUUUUCGUUUUAAAAACCGACCAACAAACAUUUUAUUUUCUUUUUAUCGUCGCACUUUCUUUUCUGUUUCUCUUGUCUGUUGUGGGCCAAAGCUGCCAAGUUUCCAAACGAACGAAGAAGAAAAAAUAUUCUAAAGUUUUGACUUGAUUUAAACAUUGUUCCAAGGGACUGUGUACAGCAGCAGCAGCACCAGCACCAGCAAAAAAAAAGAGUCAACCAAACAGCAGAAGCAGCUCAGCCUAAGCGAAAUUAGUUAACUUUUAGUGUGUGCCUCCGGUAGUGAAUGUUCUCUUGUGUGUACUUGUGCGUGCAGAUUCACUUCGCCCAAAUCAAUUAAAAACAAAACCUCUUCAUUUCGGUCGAAUGGCAAAAAACAACAACAUACAAUUGAUUAUUGUUGUGCAUCAACAAUAAUAGUAAUAGACGACAAGGGAAAAACACAUUCGCACACACACACACUCACAUACACACAAAACGCUCUCUGUGUAUGCUCUUUUUUUCGUGCGUUUUUUUUUUUCAUUUCGUUGAAAUUGUGAGUUUAAUUGUUAAGUCGGUGGUAUCCCACAUUCCAAAUGCCAUAAUCUAAUUCAAAUAAUUGACAUUGUGCGCGAGAGAGAGAGAGAGAGAGAGCCAACCCAAAAUGGGAAUUGUGUUGUAGUUUCGGUUCAACAGCAAAGCUGUUUUUUUUUCUUCAUUCAACUCUACGUGCUUUUUUUUUGCGAAUCAAUUGAUUUGAUUGACGAAGCAAAACGCGAACGCGGAACAGAAAAAAAAAACACUAAAAACAACAAACAAACAGACAAAUCCAAGUUAUUAAAAAGUAAUGUGUGUGUGCACAGUUUUAAAUUUCGGUAAAGUGCGCGCGAUGAACGAAUCAGUUGUUGUUUAUGUGGUCAAUUGAGAGAAGUGAGUGAAAAUAGCCAAAGUACCAAGGAAGUGAACCGAAUGGUCAUUGUGUUUCGCGUCAUCUUGUUUAUUGUGAUUUGCUGCACUGGUUGGAAAGAUGAUCGAACAAAGUAGCUCUCACCAAAAAGAAUCGUUCCAACAGUCCACGCACAUUAAAUGAGAUUCUCUUUUACACACAACGACGUGAAUUCAAUUCGUUUCUCGCCCGCAGAAUACAUGCAAUUCAAAACAUACCAAAAACAAAACAAUGAACACACUCAUUUCUAUAACGUAAUCAGUUUACGGUGCAUUUUUGGUGAAAAAAAAGAAGAAGACAGAAACACGCAGUUUGAAUUGAGAAAUAAACAGAAGGAAAGCGCAACGACCACAGAAGAAAGAAAAUGAACAAAUUCGCUGUUUCAGUGUAAAAUCACUGCCAAUCGCCCAGCUCGCUCGCGCGCGCACCUUUUCGAUUGUGUGCUGUGCGUUCAAAAACAAAACAACAGAGAAAAAAAACGAGUCACAAAUGCACUACGACCGAAUGCAACGCAUUGAAAAAGGAACAACUGGCACCAUCAACCAUCAACGAUUUGCAAGUUUCGUUUAACAAACGGAAAUUCACCGAAAAUUAUUUCGACAACAACAGCAACAACAACAACAUCAUACACGGCCAUCAAUAUUUAAAGCAAAAGAACGACCGACCGAGAAUUUUUUUUAGCUUGAAACAAAAAAAAAGAGGCAGAAUUCCGAACAACCUUCAUCAUAAUAAACAACGUUUUGUAGCGUGAGACAGACAUACGGUGUUUGUAUGUGUGCUGAGAAUUAAGCAGAAGGAAAAAAAAAACAGAACGAACGAGUUACAGUCAUCAUUUCAUCUUAACAACAAAGCCGCACAAUCAUGUCUACCCGGUCGCAAUUAACAAAAGACUUAAACGAUAGCGUCAAAGCAUUGCUGGGUCGCCACACCAAAAUUCUCAUCAAAUACAUGGUGAAAUUGGAGACAAAAGGUGACAAAACCGAUAAUCGUGUACUCGUUUUUACACCGGUUAGAAUUUACUUACUAAUAGCCAAAGUACCAACAAAAAUCGACUGCCAUUUUCAUUACUUGGAUAUUCAGUCCGUUGAAAGCAAAGAUUCGACACAUUUUACGAUCAUUACAAAUGAUCGAGCUUAUUCAUUUGUUACAUCCGGAGAUGCUGGCAAUUUCAGUUCGGAUGCCGAUGUUAUUGUUACAGAUUUGGCCUCAGCAAUUAAACAAAUAUUUCCAACCGUUCCGUUGAAAUAUAUCAUUCGGAAGAUUGACAUUCAACCAAGCGAACGAGAAGCAAUAUUCUCCGAUGAACUACGACCAUCGGAUCCACGAAAUGUUGGACCAUGCGGCGGUUUUAGCAGACAAUAUGCAUGCAUGUGCGACUUUCACGGCAUUACCUACAGAGAUGAAGUGGCUUGGGAUAUUGACACAAUUUACCUGUCACACGAUACACGAAUACUGAAUUUACGUGAUUUCGAUCACUUGGAACCAAAAGACUUAACGGCAAUCGUAUCGGCACUGGAAUACAAUACGUUUUUUCGCGGCUUAAAAGUCACACAUACACGACUAUCGCACGAAACGCUUGAACGAAUACUUCAUGUCCUUAGGCGAUCGAUGUGGUUGGAAGAGCUGCAUCUUGAAGCGUUAGGAUUAAGAUCGGAUUUUGUUCAUAAAUUAGCUGUAUCUGUGAUCACCAAUAAUAGUCCGGCACUUCGAACUAUUGACUUAAGUCAUAAUUUAAUUGAAGAUAAAGGCGCUGUUCAUUUAGCCGGUCCGAUAGCUAAAAUAUCUAAAGGUCUAUGUCGGCUAUCUUUAUCACAUUGUGGCCUAACAGCAAAGGGUGUCAAUCAAAUGGCUCAUUCGUUGACAUUGAAUCAAAGCAUUUCCAGUUCAUUAACCUAUCUAGAUUUAAGCGGCAACAAUUUAAAGGACGAUAUUAAUAAUCUAUACAAUUUUCUUGCUCAACCAAAUGUCUUAGAGUAUUUGGAUUUGUCCGCAACGGAUACAUUUUUGGAGAACUUAUUCGGAGCCCUAUUGCGUGGAUGUUCAACCCAUUUAACGCAUUUGAAUGUGUCGCACAAUUUUUUCAAUACGAAAAAAGGAAAAGAGAUACCACCGUCGUUCAAGCAAUUUUUCACCAGUUCGUUGAGUCUAAAGCAUUUGAAUAUUGCAUCAUGUAAAUUACCGCUGGAGGCGUUAAAGCAUUUGCUGCUCGGUUUAGCGUGCAACGAGUCAACGGCCGGUUUGCAUUUGGAUUUGAGCAGUAAUUCGUUGGGUGCACAGGGAGCGCAUGUGCUGGAAUCGUGCAUACAUGGUGUUCGUGUGCUUCAGAGUCUUGAUAUUGGCGACAAUAAUUUGGACUCGGAAUUGGCAUCGGUGUUGACGGCAAUCGGUAAAAAUCCAUCGAUAAAAUCGCUGAACAUGACGCGUAGCUUUGCGGGCAUGAAAUUGAAGCACAUUGCAACUGUGAUGGAUGCGCUAGUCGGUUUGAUUCAAAAAGACGAUUUCCCACUCACCGAACUCAUUCUGGCGGAAAACAAGCUCAAGAACGACAUUCAUGAUUUCAUAAAUGCACUGGGUAGCAAUCAAAGUCUGCAAAAAUUAGAUAUAAGCGGUAAUUUGAUGGGAGACAUUGGAGCAAGACUGUUAGCCAAAGCGUUGCAAAUCAACAACAAAUUGCGAUCAAUUUCGUUCGACAGAAACAACAUAACAUUACAGGGUUACAAUGACAUCGUCUAUGCAUUAGAGAAUAAUUUUAGCAUGCGAAAUAUUUUGUUUCCGGUGUUUGAUAUUGCGCCAUGUCUCAAGCAACAUCCGGAACGUACGGAUUUUGUGAUGCGUAAGAUGCAAGAGUAUUUGCAACGGAAUAGCAAUGGUUUCAAGCAUGCUAGUGGCCAAGGUUUUCGUUUGCAGCACGGAUUUUUGUUGUCGUCAACGCAUCAAUUGGUGGAUAAAUUGGUGUCCGAAACGCAGGAAACCAUUUCAUUUCGGCAUGGCGGUCAAAAUGUUGAUUCAGCGGUGCAACGUUUGAUCGAUGAUGCGGAGAAUAGUAAGCAAUUGUUGCCAAAACUGCAAGAAUCCGUACGAUGUGACCAGCAUCCGAUUGAAGUGAAAUUGAGUCGCAUGGCAAACGAUUUAAGCCAAAACAUUCGCAGCUAUCUAACCGAAACGAUGGAAACAAUGCUACGAACGGGCGUUGAACAAUGCCCGAAAACGCUGGGCAACCAAAGUGUUCUGAAUGAUUUACGGAAGAAUUGCCAAGAACGUCUUCACAUCACCGAUGAAUUUCUGCACACAUGCAUCAUGAACAAUGCCGGCGGCGAAAUUAUGAACAAAAUCAGUGAAGUGGAACAAAGCUUGGCAGGAACGAUUGCAGACCGUGCUUCCGAUGAAGUGAUUGAAGCGUUGACACGAUGCCGACGAGGUCUUGAUAUUUCCGAUUCACAAACCGUUACAUUCGAAAAUGCCGAAACACCCGACAUCGUACGUAGCCGAUCUAGCCAAGACUCCAUGGGAUUCAUACAAAUCCGUGACUUGGACCUGCCACACCGAAAUCUCGACUCACCAACGAAAUUGGAAUACCUGAAUCUCGCGACGCCGCAUUUCCAGCCAAAGCGUCGUUCAUUUGCGCACAAAGUGCGACCGCAGUCGGUGGUCGAGAAUCUAAGUGUUGGCCACAUUCCGGAUCUAUUGGAAACACCGAAUUCGCGUAACAAUUCGUCCGGUUCACAAAACAAAGACAAUGGUGAGAAUUGUGAUUCAAUCACCGAAUUGCCGAGUACAUCGUUGCAGCUGCAGCAUUUGGUCAAAGGUCGACCGAAACGUGUGAAAACACGAGCGCCUACACGGCCACUCGUAACUGAAAUGUCAGCGCAUGCCAUUGGUGAAGGGAUCGAAGCAUUCUUCCGACCCGGUUCUGUAACACCGACCACAUUAACACCACUCGUUUCACCCACAUCCGAUGAAUGCAGCUCACUGAGUUUUGUCGACAGUCCAACGAUGAGCCGAGACGAUCACAAUGGCAAAAAUUGCUUUACAUCCGAAGAAACGACACCCAUUUUAGAAGAACGUAAACCAAUUAAAUUGGAACGCAAUUCACCGCUGCUUAAAGGGGUCGCAUCGUGGACACCACGCUCACGGUCCACGGACAAUUUGGAAAAAUACUCACCACUCGUCGGCCGCAAAUCACCGUUAAUUAAGAAACAAAUGACUGAGGUCAACAGCAGCAAUAACGAUAACUACGCAUCAAAUGCACAAUAUAAUAACAAUGACACGAAUAAUCAAAGCCGCUUACUGCCACCGGCACAUGCAAACGAAACUAAAACACGAUCACCAAGCAACGAAUCCAUCAAAAGCUUUGACAUGGACAAUAACAUUGCAAACAAAGUGGGCAACGGCGUUGUUAAAACACCACUUUUACCACCCAAACCAAGGCCAUGGUCUGUGGCUGGAAAUGAGGGAAAAUGUGAUUUUACGGUUGACUCAUCGACAACACCAGAUGGCCUGGAUGGUAGUGAUGUGGUUCUGAUUGAAGGUCAAUCGGGCGGUUCAAUAGUUGGCAUCACACCUGCAGCUUUAAGUAGCAGUAUUGUCGGUAUCUCACCAGGCGCUGCCCUUGAGAAGAAAUCCGUUCGAGAUAUGGCAGCUGGACUGAAUCGAUUAGGAGUAGAUAUAAUUAAGCCAAAGCCGUUACCACGAAACGUAAUCAAUUUUACACAGGCAAAUAGUAGCAAUAAUAGUUCGACAGUAAAUAAUUCAAAUGAAAAUACUACGUCGACUACAGCCAACACCACUCCAGCCACCGCCACAACCGUCGCUGCCGCCACGGAAACAACCCCAGCAAAUACACCCGCCAAAAGUGCUAGCACAAAUCCUGCCAUGCCCGUUGUCACAUCAACGGUCAGCAAGACUGAAUCGUUGAUCCAACGAUUCUCGUUCAACAGCAGCAGCAAAUCAACGCCCGAUGUCAUGAAACGAAUCAGCAGCAAACAAAUUGCCACAAUAUUUGAGAGUAACAUAAAUGGUACUAAGCGUGAUGUGAAGCCAAUUCCAGAGAAUGUUAGUUGAAGGGGCUGCAUUCAAGCGCAAAGUGUCAGGGCAUCGGAGUCGCGCGUUCAACCGGGUGCGACUGCAUUUUAAUGAAUCAACAGAGAGUUCCAAGUGUAACACAACGACUUCGCCAUAACAUUUAUAAACACAAAACAAACAAACGAAUAACAAAACGGAAUUUCGUCUGAAUAAAAAUUGUAAUUGUGAAAUUGUAUCAUUUUCCCUGGUUCCGUUCGUAUGUAGAAUGAAUGGAUAUUGUGAGAAAGGCUCGAGAUGAGGAGAGAACUACAACACAGAGCAACAAUUUUUAGAUGUUCCAAACAAAAUAUUCCAAGCAACAAAUCUGAA
Sitodiplosis mosellana (orange wheat blossom midge) is the source of this 6842-nucleotide messenger RNA. RefSeq names its product F-actin-uncapping protein LRRC16A (gene LRR). The record is from RefSeq and is a predicted model, not a curated record. Gene Ontology annotation, biological process: cell migration; regulation of Arp2/3 complex-mediated actin nucleation. The transcript has 22 exons. NCBI's taxonomy places the organism in Eukaryota, Metazoa, Arthropoda, Insecta, Diptera, Cecidomyiidae. Gene Ontology annotation, molecular function: protein binding. Bases 2313 to 6512 code for a protein of 1399 amino acids. Gene Ontology annotation, cellular component: lamellipodium; plasma membrane.